AUGUCUUCACAAAUCUUCAUUAAAUCAUUAACCAGACAAUCAAUCAGAUUCAAUAGUACAGUAGCAAAAUCAACACCAAGAGCACUUUCAAAUGCUUAUGUUGGAAAUUUAGAAACAAGAUGGGUUGCAUUACCAAAAGAAGAUCAACAAUCAAUCAUAGAAGAAUUAAAAACAAGAAUGGAAUUGCCAUGGUCUGAAUUAACAAAUGCUGAAAAACAAGCAGCUUAUUAUAUAUCCUUUGGAGAAUGGGGACCAAGAAGACCUUUAUAUGCUCCAGGAGAGAAAUCACAAAUAUUUUGGAUAGUGUUUGGUUCUGUUAUUGGAAGUAUUGCAUUAUUUGCAGGACUUAGAUCUUUAGCUGCUCCAGCUCCACAUACUUUCAGCAGAGAAUGGCAAGAGGCUUCCGAUGAAUACUUGAAAUCUAAGAAUGCUAAUCCUUUUACUGGUUAUUCACAAAUUCAAUAA
This is a messenger RNA of Lodderomyces pseudojiufengensis, 465 nucleotides long. RefSeq names its product cytochrome c oxidase subunit Va (gene COX5). Gene Ontology annotation, biological process: mitochondrial electron transport, cytochrome c to oxygen. The coding region runs from base 1 to 465 and encodes 154 amino acids. The transcript has a single exon. The record is from RefSeq and is a predicted model, not a curated record. NCBI's taxonomy places the organism in Eukaryota, Fungi, Ascomycota, Pichiomycetes, Serinales, Debaryomycetaceae.